Paramacrobiotus metropolitanus is the source of this 5270-nucleotide messenger RNA. Its product is annotated as eukaryotic translation initiation factor 4 gamma 1-like. Gene Ontology annotation, molecular function: mRNA binding; protein binding; translation initiation factor activity. NCBI's taxonomy places the organism in Eukaryota, Metazoa, Tardigrada, Eutardigrada, Parachela, Macrobiotidae. The record is from RefSeq and is a predicted model, not a curated record. Bases 495 to 4277 code for a protein of 1260 amino acids. The transcript has 19 exons. Gene Ontology annotation, cellular component: eukaryotic translation initiation factor 4F complex.
UAAACUAGUCGGUCCGCAAAAAUUCAAAUCCAUUACGCGACUCACUUCACUUUACGGUUUAUAUCCGUGAAGUAGGUUUGUAAGACGGUGGAAAAAAAUCUUUACUCUUCUAUAAUUCAGUGCGCGAAUUUACCGUUACAUAAGAAUUUCAGGGAAAGAAUCUACAUAUUUUCUCCCUCGGUUGUGUUUUUAUCUCUCUCUUCAGUCGACAAUCACUUUCACUUUAUUAAUUGUAUCCACGAUUGGAUACUUUGGACUGAAUUUGAUCGGAAAAUUCAUCCAGUUUGAUUUGCUGUGAUCAUUAUCGGUCGUGUAUGUGUGUGUACAUGAGUUUGAUCGUGGUUCACGGACCCAAGUCCAUGAAUGUUUCUUAUCCAUAAUCAUUUGUCAGCAUCGGCGUCCAUGAAGUACCAACGUUGCUCCGGUCUUGUUCAUUCGGAUGGUCGGAUGAAUUUGAUGAGAACGUAGAGCUGAAUGAAUAUCAUCUUUUUGCUAUGAAAUUAGAACCUGUUGAUAAACAGGAAACUCAUCCAGAGAAGAUAAUUUCCUUCAACAGCAUGGAACGGUUGGAACCUCAGACAAGACCGAUGCCGAACCACCAGAAUUACAACAACAACCAGCAGCGACCCCAAAAACCCCGCACCACCUCGCAGGGCUCCCAGGGCGGCCCCGGCGGGGGUGGCUACGAGGGGGGCCCGGGGGCGUUCCAAGGGGGUGGUGGGCGGCAGUCGUUUGACGCGGGCGUCGUCUACCAGGGGGGCUAUGGAGGGGCCCAGGGCGGUGGGGGCCAGCAUAAUCAUCAUCCGGCGCCGCAGCAGUAUCAGCAGCAUUUCCCCGGUCAGCCCAUCUACCCCGCGCCCGGCCAGUUCCAUCAGCAACAGCAACAGUACGCGGCGAUGAUGGCGGCCGGGAUGAUUCCCCAACAGUACAUGCAGGUGGUCAAUAAUCCCCAGAUGGCGCAGGUCUAUCAGUAUGGCGUGCGGCCGGCCUUCUACCCCGGAAACCAGCCGAUGAUGAUGCCGCAGGGCGCCAAUCAGCAGGUGAUGCCCGGGAUGGUUCCGCAGAAUGUGGGCGUGCCGAACGCGUCCUUCCAACAGCAACCCGGUCCCGGACCCCAAGGGGCGCCCCCACCGAACCCCGCCCACGCCGGACCCGCUCCCGGGGGGAUGGUGGCCGCUCCGGCCGGGCCGAAGCCGGCAGAUGCCAGCGGCGCGGAGCAGAGACGCUAUUACAAUGACCGGCUGCUGACCGCGGAGGAGUACGCCGCCCAGACGGCCCAUCAGCCCAAGGCGGUCCCCGUCCCCGCCCCCACGGAACGCAAGAAGAACGUCCUGGUCUUUGUUAAUCCCGAUACGAAUCAGACGGUGGACAUCCCGCAGAAAACCGAAGCCGAGGCCAAGGCUAAAGCGGUCGCGCCGGUGGUGCCAGCGGCUGCCGCGCCUCCGGCGUCCACUGUGUCGCGGGACAGUUCCGGGCCGAGGUUGUCGGAAUCGGAAAGUACGGCGGCCGCGGAGGAAGUUAAGAAUGAGUUUCAGAGGAAGGUGGCCGAACUCACUCGGCACACCGCCGGAACGUCCAAGGAGGUGUCCACAACGUCCAGUAGAGCGUCGCCGGCCUUGUCCGUGUCGUCCGAAAUUGGUGGCCAGAAUGGAGUUCCUACGGAAGGAAGCCGAAAGUUGAGCAGCCAAGCGGCACCCGGUGAAGCCGUGCUCGGUGAGCGUAAGCCCAGCAUACCCGUGGAGACGAAGACCGAAGUGCGCUCCUCACCCGAGAAGAGCGACAAGAUGGAGAUGGAGGUCGUCGCCCCGGUCCGCCCGGUUGCCACUCAACUCCCUCCUCCUCCCGAGAAGAUGGAGAUGCGCAUCACCAGCCCGGCCACCCUGCGGGAGGCCUCACCCGCAGCUGCCGCUUCCCCGCCCGUCGUGCCUUCCCAGACCUCCCCCCAGCCGCCGCAACCGCCGGCCCCCGCCGCCGUCGAGGAGGUGAAGAUUGUGGAGGAGCCGGAUGAUCGCUUCCAGGAUGGUGCCCAGUCGCCGACGGAGAACGGGACCAAGGAGGAGCAUCAGCGCCGACAUUCCGUCAAUGAUCCGUCGGCGGUGCGCAAGACCUACAGCCGCGAUAUGCUCCUGUCGCUGGAACAGCGCGGCCACCAUACCUUCUCCCAGGAAGUGGCGCUGAAGCUCAGUGAGAUCAUUAAGCAGGGCACACCCGGUGGCGGCAAUCGCCCGGAAAUGUAUGGCCGACAGCCUUCGCGUGGUGGUCCAGGCGGCGGAGGUGGUCAUCAGCAGCGGAUACCGGGCACGUCGACACCGCGAGGGGGGCAGCAAGUCAUCCAUCUGCAGCUGCAGACCGAAGCGAUCAUUCCUACCAACGAAAACGCUUGGAAGCCGAUGAAUAAGAAGAAGGAGAACCUCGACGAAAAUGAGAAAGUCCUCCUGGAUGUGCGCGCUCUCCUUAACAAAAUUACACCGAGUAAUUAUGGGAAAUUGAUCGAAGAUAUGAAGCGAAUGCCGUUCAAUGAAACAGCGGAACGACUGGGUUCCACCGUGGGACUGAUUUUUGAUAAAGCGCUGGAAGAAAUUACCUACGCGGAAUUCUACGCCAUGAUGUGCCGCGAUCUGAUCCACGUGGAAGCUAAAGAUGCCUCCGGUCAGCCGGUGAAAUUCCGUACCGUGGUAUUGCGACAGUCGCAGAACUAUUUUGAGAAGACGGAAAGGGAAGAGAAUGAAGCAGAGGAGGAUAAGAGCGAGGAUGAUCCGGAAGCACUGCAGGAGAAACGCGGCCGGGCCAAACGCCAUUACCUCGGCAACAUUCGGUUUAUAUCCGAGCUGUACAAGGUGGAGAUGUUGACCGACAGAGUAAUCCUUAGCUGCUUCCAAAAGCUGCUUCCCAAGAGCAAAACGUUCGAAGAUGUCGAUGAAGAUAAAGUGGAAUGUCUGUGCAAGCUACUACAGACUUGCGCAGUUAAAAUUAAGGAACAGAAUACGGUGGAUGUGUUUUUCCAGCAGCUGCGCAAGAUGAUCGACGCCAAAGUCACCUCAUCGCGUAUCCGCUUCCUGAUGGAAGACACCAUUGACUUGAAGAACAACAAUUACGUUCCGCGCAAGACCACCACGGCCAAACCGACCACCAUUAAGGAGGUGCACGCCGCCAAACAGAAGGAAGAACAGGAGAUUAAGCAGGCGGUGGCGGAUGCGGCGAUUCUGAUGCCGCCCCGUCAGCAGAUGCCUACCCGCGGCGGGAUGGCCAUGGGCCGCGGCGGUCUGAUGCCGCAGAGCGGACGCGGCUUGACCAAGCCCAGCUCGGUGCCGCAUGCGCUGUCCUCCAUGGGCGGCGGGCAGCCGCCGCGCCAUGGUGGACGUCCCGCGGUGCAGCCCAUGAUGGACGGUGGGAAGCGGAAAGUGUUGGGAUUAUUGGCCGAUCCAUCACAUGGCCACACGACCAUGCUGGGCCCCCAGGGUGGGCUGGGUACUGGGCGGCCUUCCUGGGGCGCCGGAAGCGGAGGCGGUUUGGGCAUGAGAGGCAGCGCCAGCACGGCCAGGUUGCCCGAGAAUAAAUCGGCCUCUUCCAGUCGCGAGUCGAGCGUGAACCGCAUGAAUCCGCGCGGUUCCCUGACUCACACCCCGACGUUCCCGGAGGAUACCUCCGUGGAGCGCUCCGCCACCCCGCUGGCAUCGGGUACGGCCACACCCAGCCAGAUGGCCGGCACUCCGUCCCGUGGCUCACCGGUGCAGGAAGACCAGGAGCUGGACGCGGACGCCGUGACCGAGAAGGCCAAUGUGAUGCUGACGCAGGCCACGAAUUUGGAUGGCGAAGAGAGUCGGGAGGUGAUUUUAGAUUCUGUGAGAAUUCUACGACGCUGGACGGGUCCGACGAAGGCGUCGUUUAUAAAAAGCGUUAUGGAGAAGUCAUUUGAAGCCAAGUCACGCGAUCGGGAGAAGUAUGUGGAGUUUUUAUCGGGGAUGGCGCGGGAAGGACUCUUUUCGCAAGAUGUCCUGACAGAUGGCAUGGGCCAAAUUGUGGAGGCAGCGGAUGACAUCGCGGUGGAUGUGCCGGAAAUGUACGCCUAUACUGCGGACCUGAUUGGGCCGCUGCUGGCGGACAACCUCCUCAGUUUGGCGGCCUUGGACAGUGUCCUGAGUAAAUCUCCCGCUCAUAUCCCCAAAUACCACGGUGCUUUCCGCAAAUGGCUCGAUGCGCGCCUGUCACCAGAGCAGAAGGAAGAAAUGAUUAACCGGGACCCGGUUGUUGGCCAGAAAAUUCUGGGCUCUUCAUAGGUUAAAGAGAAAUUGCUCAAUGUGUUCUGUCGGACCAGACGCCGAAUGAUAUGUCGAUGGUGGCUUUUUCAAUCCCGAGAUUGCUGUCUGUCCGAUGUUCUUUUUUGUUUGGUUUCUCUGACGGUGACUGUGCAAAAGUGGCAUAAUAAUUUGGCUAAAUUGAUAAAUUUAAAUACGGUACCCUCCUUACAUUGUGCUUAUGGGGGGAUACGUUUUUUUUCUUACGUGCAUAUUUAUAAUACGCUCUAAUGCUAAUUUAACCGGACAAUAUCCUCACCUACUGGGAAAGAAAUUUGUUUUAUUUGAUUGACACAUGUUUAAUUAUUUUUUGCUUUUUUUCUCUACUUUUGUCCCGGAUGGAAAGAGAGUGAGAGAGAGAUUGAUGAUUGAUUUUGGUUGGGCGGUGUGGUGGAAUUUGGAUCGUUUAUAUUUUUCAAGAUUGAUCUUUAUCCCUUGGACAGUCCAUCCAUAAUUAUCCCCCUGCGUGUGUGUGUGGUGCAAACGCGUACGACGGCCAUCAUCAUCCAUUUUUUUAAUCCAGAGUCCGAGAACACAGAAAAUUUGCGGGGACAGAAUUUAUCUGCGUCUAUAUUUCACCCAAUUUUUGAUAUUAAUUUAUACGGGAUGGACCGCGCGUCUGGAUGCCGGCAAUAUGAUUGGAGGAUUGAGAGUCGCCCAUCAUCUUGGCACCCACACGGCCCGAUUGUGCUGUUUUCGUCUUCCCGGGAUGAGCUGAUGGAUGGCUCCGUUUGUGGUUUGGUGUCGGGGGUUGUGCUGGUUUGUUGCGGCGGAUGUCUCUCUCUGUGUUUUCUUUUUUUCGUGUGGUUGAUGUCGCGUUGUCCCUUUUUUUCCUCUUCUCUGCCCGGGAAAUUAAAUUAACGAAAAAAUGAACGAAAACACUUCGUGUUGCUUUUGGCUUCUUGGAUGGAUGUUCACUCUUUGUUUCUUGCGGAUAUAAUUUUGUGCGUUUAUGAAUGAAGUGGUUUAGUUCGA